Messenger RNA from Hipposideros armiger (great roundleaf bat), 1654 nucleotides. RefSeq names its product KLF transcription factor 1 (gene KLF1). Gene Ontology annotation, biological process: regulation of transcription by RNA polymerase II. The transcript is spliced from 3 exons. The record is from RefSeq and is a predicted model, not a curated record. Gene Ontology annotation, molecular function: RNA polymerase II cis-regulatory region sequence-specific DNA binding; DNA-binding transcription factor activity, RNA polymerase II-specific. Lineage: Eukaryota; Metazoa; Chordata; Mammalia; Chiroptera; Hipposideridae. Bases 39 to 1124 code for a protein of 361 amino acids.
AGAGGAGGCCUGAGGGCUAGGGUGGGCACCAGCCAGCCAUGGCCGCAGCUGAGACCACCUUGCCUUCCAUCAGUACACUGACUGCCCUAGGCCCCUUCCCGGACACACAGGAAGACUUCCUCAAGUGGUGGCGCUCUGAGGAGGUGCAGGACUUGGGUCCGGGUCCCCCCGACCCCAUCGGGCCGCCCUUCUAUGUGAAAGCAGAGUUGGAGGACGUGCCUGGGGAGGACGAAGACAAGAAGGACGUGGCCACCGCCUGGGACCUGGAUCUCUUCCUCACCAACCUGCCGUGCGCAGAGCCGGGCGGUGCGCCCCAGACCUGCGCUCCGGCGUCCGGCGAGUGUCCGGGUGUGCAAUUCCCACCGCCGCCCGAGACUCUGGGCGCGUACGCGGGCGGCCCAGGGCUGGUGGCUGGGCUCUUGGGUCCCGAGGAGCACCCGGGCUGGGCGCGCCCGACCCCACGAGCCCCGGUCCCUGACGCCUUCGUGAUCCCAGCCCUGGUCCCGGUCCCCGAGCCCAAGGCACUGCCACUGCAGCCGGGGUACUUGGGGCCAGGUGCAGGCUCCUCUGGCAGCUACUUCCCGCGGACAGGGCUUUCAGUGCCUGCGGCGCCGGGCGCCCCCUAUGGGCUGCUGUCCGGGUACCCCGCGCUGUACCCGGCGCCGCAGUACCAAGGGCACUUCCAGCUCUUCCGCGGACUCCCCACGUCCGCGCCUGGCCCUACCGCGCCCCCCUCCUUCCUGAGUUGCCUGGGACCUGGAACGACGGGUGCGGGACUCGGAGGAACCGCAGUAGAUCCAGGAGAGACCGCGGAGGCUGCGCCGUCUAAGCGCAGCCGGCGCUCGUGGGCACGCAAGAGGCAGGCGGCGCACACGUGCACAUAUCCGGGCUGCGGCAAGAGCUACACCAAGAGCUCGCACCUGAAAGCUCAUCUACGCACUCAUACUGGGGAAAAGCCUUAUGCAUGCACGUGGGAAGGCUGCGGCUGGAGGUUCGCGCGCUCCGACGAGCUUACCCGCCACUACCGAAAACACACCGGACAGCGUCCCUUCCGCUGCCAGCUCUGCCCGCGCGCUUUUUCGCGCUCGGAUCACCUGGCCUUGCACAUGAAGCGUCACCUUUGAUCCCCCCCGUCCCCUAGCACUUGGACCUUCCCGGGGACGGAACAAGAACGGAGCCACGCAGAGUGGUUUUCCCUCGAAUGGACCCUCUCCCAGACUCAUGGCCCCACAGAUCCACCGAAAGAUCAAGGACUGGCCUAUAGACAGACCUGGGGGAGCCUCCAACGGAAGCUCCUACAUGUCCUUAGCUACAAGGAGCCACAGAGAUUUCCUACAGACGCAGACCCAACGGAACAAAGCUCCAAAUAAAUGGACUCAGAUGGACACUCAAACACUUGGGACAGGAGACAGACCCUCAGAAAGCUGGGCCCUCAGACCAGCUCACAGGCAGCCCUGGACAGCGGGAGGGGUUGUGGGGUGAAGUUUCUCAGAGACCCUGGGUCUAGAAAGGGUCUUCACACCUUGACUUCUGAAGCUCCGCAUAGAGGCUGGCAUCAGCGGUGAAUGGUUAUGGGUCCUAUAAAACUGCCCUUCCUAGAUAAAGCUUCGGCGUUGGCCUGACUUUGUGAAUUUUGAGUGCUGGAAGAUGGGAG